CAAAGUCCCAAAUUGACCAAUGAAAUGAAAACAACCAUUGCCCAACGAUGUUAGAAAAAUUCAAUUGACAUCACUUUUCAAACAAUUCAAUCUCAGGCUACUGCAAAAACUCAAAUUCAAGAUCAUCUAAUUCCUUAAUCUGAGCCAAACAAAUCCUAAAGAUUAAACCUUUCCCAAUUUAGCAUUAUGAUAAACCAUCAUCAUGUUCCACCAUCACAGCCGCCACCUGGCCUGAGAUUCUUGGCCGCCCCUGAAAAAACCUACAAAUUCCACCAAUUCCUCGUCCUCGCCCUCACAUUCUCCGCCUACGCCGCCUUCCACGCCUCCCGCAAACCCCCCAGCAUAGUCAAAUCGAUCCUCACUGCCCCGCCCAACCAAACCCUAGCCGGAAACUCCUCCGAUUCCGAUCAAUUUCACUUCAAAUCCGCCCCGAACCCACUUCACAACGAGACCGGGUGGGCCCCGUUCGACGGACCGCGUGGGCCCCACCGCCUCGGCGAGCUGGAUCUCUCCUUCCUGCUGUCUUACGCCGUCGGGAUGUACUUCUCCGGCCACAUCGGCGACACGGUUGAUCUGAGGGUCUUCCUCACCGUCGGGAUGGUGGGCAGCGGCGCCUUCGUGAUCCUCUUCGGGAUGUGCUAUUUUCUCGAUCUGCACUCGUUCGCCGCGUUUGUGUUCAUUCAGGUGUUCUGUGGGCUGUUUCAGUCCAUCGGCUGGCCUUGCGUGGUGGCUGUUGUGGGCAACUGGUUCGGGAAGGCCAAGAGAGGGCUGAUAAUGGGUGCAUGGAAUUCCCACACCUCUGUGGGUAACAUUAUCGGGUCCGUGAUAGCUUCCUCUGUAUUGGGCUUCGGGUGGGGAUGGUCUUUUCUUCUGCCCGGCGGGCUUAUUGUGGUAGUGUCGGGUUUUGUUUACUGGUUUCUUGUUGUGCAUCCUGAGAUUAUCGGGUUCGAGUCGUCUGGUGGGGAUGUUGAGAUGAGUGUGGAGGGUUUGGCAUUGGUCGGGUCUGAAAAACAUGAGGGUGUUGUGGAUGGUAUUGUGGGGGAUCCCACAGAUGAUGAGAGCUCGGGGGCCAUAGGUUUUUUGGAUGCGUGGAGGCUUCCUUAUGUGGCAUCUUAUGCGUUCUGCUUGUUCUUCUCGAAGCUUGUCGCGUACACGUUUUUGUAUUGGCUGCCGUUUUACAUUAGACACACAGCUGUUGCUGGGGUUCACCUCUCGCACAAAACUGCAGGGAUCCUCUCGACAAUCUUCGACAUUGGAGGAGUUUUUGGUGGAAUUUCGGCGGGCCUCAUAUCCGACCUAAUUGAGGCCCGAGCCAUGACUUCUAUUCUGUUCCUAUUCCUCUCUAUCCCAUCCCUCAUAAUCUACCGUGUUUAUGGUAACAUAUCCAUGCUGGCAAACACGUCAUUAAUGUUUCUAUCAGGCUUGCUUGUUAACGGGCCUUACUCCCUAAUAACGACAGCUGUUGCAGCUGAUCUUGGCACGCAGAGCACGGUUUUGGGGAACUCACGUGCAUUGGCCACAGUCACGGCAAUUAUUGAUGGUACGGGCUCUGUGGGUGCUGCCUUGGGCCCACUUCUUGCCGGGUAUAUUUUGACCAAAGGUUGGAAUAGUGUGUUCUUCAUGCUUAUUGUCUCGAUUAGUUUUGCUGGUUUUUUGUUGAUACGUGUGGUGAAGAAUGAGAUUGAAGGGAAGGUGAGUCAGGGUAGGUGGCUUUGGCUGCGCGUGAUCGUUCGUUUAUAACAUUUUUCGAUGGCUGCUAUGAUUUUUUUUUUCAGAGAGCCUGAGGCAAAAGGUAUAUUGUCGUGCAAUCCACACGUGCGUAUAUACACGAUUACUAGGAAGUUAUUUGAUUUGGAGAUAUUUCACGAUGACAGGUUUUUUUUCGUAUUCGGUUCGGUCGCCUGAGAAUUUUUUCAAGAAUUGAUUUUAGACACGAAGAUUUGUAAUAAUACAUUAUACAUGUACAUUUGUAAGUUCAGAUGGUGACUUGUAGUUCGAUAUAUGGGUGAAUUCAUCUGGCUCUUGCCAUUUUACCCUUCUCUUAUGAACGGCUUAAAUAAUAUUCUGCUGCACUUUUGGCAUUCAGAACUGCUAUUGUGAAUUGUGCAAGUUCCAAAGGAAUCAAUAUUUUCAUUCGAAAUCGCUGCAUUCUUCGACUUGUGUUUACGUGCGUCUAAAGUGCAGUAUUGAGGCCCACUUCAGCCAUUAUCUCUACUCUAG
This is a messenger RNA of Striga asiatica, 2220 nucleotides long. The record is from the annotation of a GenBank genome assembly. Lineage: Eukaryota; Viridiplantae; Streptophyta; Magnoliopsida; Lamiales; Orobanchaceae.